Messenger RNA from Cynoglossus semilaevis (tongue sole), 7999 nucleotides. It is a transcript of the gene ulk1b, whose product is annotated as unc-51 like autophagy activating kinase 1. Gene Ontology annotation, cellular component: cytosol; autophagosome; cytoplasm. Gene Ontology annotation, biological process: positive regulation of autophagy; negative regulation of collateral sprouting; protein autophosphorylation. Gene Ontology annotation, molecular function: protein serine/threonine kinase activity; ATP binding. NCBI's taxonomy places the organism in Eukaryota, Metazoa, Chordata, Actinopteri, Pleuronectiformes, Cynoglossidae. The coding region runs from base 664 to 3729 and encodes 1021 amino acids. The transcript has 27 exons. The record is from RefSeq and is a predicted model, not a curated record.
CCAAUAAGCGCUCACACAUUCACUGUAGGUUUGACGUCAGAGCCUACAGCUGGAGCCGAGUGUUUCGCGCAUGCGUAUUCCUGAAUAGGCUGGACGGCGUCUGUUUGUUUGGACUAUCGAUGCUGGGAGUUUUGGACGACUCUCCUGCACACUGUAAACGAUUAAAAGUCUUUUCUAAACUGUUCGCUGAUGCUUUGACGUUUUCAUAACAGUUAAGGAUUCACCUUAGCGUAUAUUUUACCUUUUCUAAGGAAGGGAAACCGCGAGCUUCUGUAUAUAAACAAAAAAGGCUGCGAGCUGCUUUUUUUUAAGGUGGCAGGUCGAGGACUUAACUGCGACGAUUCUGUUGUAAUCGUUUUUUCAAGUUUAGUUGAUUCGACGUGGCUGUCAGAGACAUGAAGAGGAGCAGGGUACUUCGUUAGGAGGUAAAACUCCUAAAACAUCCAAGCCGCUGAACAUGAGAGGAGAGGAGGACAGCUUGUUGUGUGGAAGGCAGCCCAUGGCCAGUGAAAGACGGGGUGAAGCUCCCUGUUACUGCCGCCGCCGCUGCUGCUUCACACCUGCUGACAGCCAGGCUAAACCCAGGCCUCUUGCUUUCUCUAGUCUUCAUCAGCAUUUUUCCAGACCCUAGUGGGAAAUUUUACGGAAAUUUUGGCCACGAACAUGGAGACGGUUGGAAAAUUUGAGUUCAGUCGGAAGGACCUCAUAGGACAUGGCGCAUUUGCAGUCGUCUUCAAAGGCAGACAUCGAGAGAAACAUGACUGGGAGGUGGCAGUCAAAUGCAUCAACAAAAAGAAUCUGGCUAAGUCCCAGACUCUGCUGGGGAAAGAGAUCAAAAUACUCAAGGAGCUGAAACAUGAAAACAUUGUUGCGUUACUGGACUUUCAGGAAACUGCCAGCUCAGUGUACCUGGUCAUGGAGUACUGCAAUGGGGGUGACCUUGCCGACUACCUACACUCCAAAGGCACACUGAGUGAGGACACCAUUCGGGUUUUUCUACAGCAGAUUGCAGGGGCCAUGAGGGUCCUGAAGGCCAAGGGCAUCAUCCACAGAGACCUGAAACCCCAGAACAUCCUGCUUUCCUAUCCAGCAGGACGCAAGUCGCACUCCAACAACACCUGCAUCAAGAUUGCUGACUUUGGUUUUGCCAGGCACCUUCAGAACAACAUGAUGGCAGCAACACUCUGUGGGUCUCCUAUGUACAUGGCUCCUGAGGUCAUCAUGUCCCAAAACUACGAUGCCAAGGCUGAUCUGUGGAGUAUAGGAACUAUAGUUUUUCAGUGUCUGACAGGAAAAGCACCUUUUCAGGCCAGCAGUCCUCAGGAUCUCCGGCUGUUCUAUGAAAAAAACAAGAACCUCAUCCCCAACAUCCCCAGAGAGACUUCCAGUCACCUUAGGCACCUGCUCCUGGGUCUGCUGCAGAGGAACCCCAAAGAUCGCAUGGACUUUGACGACUUCUUCCGUGAUCCUUUCCUGGAGGCCAGUUCAUCCAUGAAGAAGCUGACUCCAACUGUGACCAUGACCUGCUUCCCCAGCUCUGCCUCGGCUAGUUCCUGCAGCAGCUCCUCCACAUCUCACUUGGCCUCACCACCGCAGUCCCUGGCUGAGGUUCAGCAUUUGCGUGCCAAAGCUGUGGCUUCCCCUACCCAGGAGGCAACUGGGUUGUUCCUCAAGGAUUUCUCAGGAGGAGGUGGCAGCAGCAAGAACUCAUCUUCCUGUGAUACCGAUGACUUUGUCAUGGUGCCCGCUCACUUUAACACAGGUGAGCUGACAAGUGAGAGUAAAGUGCUGCAGGACAGCCUGAUGAACAGCGGGUCACUCCUGGCUUCUGCUGGUCUGUGUAGUCAAGCCAAAACACCACCACUCUCACCGUCCUUCAGUGGCUCUCCAAGUCCAAUCAGACUCACUGAGUUCUCGGGAAGUAACUAUGCUGGUAACUGCGGAAGCCAAGUUCACUCAUUACCGAUUCCAGUGCCCACUCAGGUCCAGAACUACCAGCGCAUGGAGCAGAAUCUCCAUUCCAUCAAACAGGAUGGCUCACCACGGACGUCAUCGUCUGUGCGUCGGUGCAGCAGCGGAAGCUCGUUGGCCUUUGCUCGGACCGGACCUUCCCCACCGUAUGGACAGGCACCGGUCACCACACCCACCACCACCUGCACUCGCCGACUCUCACUGGGAUGUGGCAGAACGUUUCAGCUCACACCUCAAGCUCCUCAGCUCACUGAGCCUCGUCCCAUUCCUCAUCAACACCCACAGACCGCAGCAGGACUGGGUACGCGGCUCCACAGUGCCCCCUGCCUGUUAGAGUUUGUCAGCGGCGGCGCGAGACAGAAAGUGAAGAAGCAGCACUCAGAUCCCAUGGGUAUCCCCUCACCAGGUCUGAUGACUCUCCGACCCUUACACUCCUCCCCAAGGCUAAGUGAGCUGAUACAGCGCAGCCCCCUUCCCACAAUCCUCGGCUCCCCUUCCAGGACCAUUCCUCCAUUUGAAUUCCCCAAGCCCCCCAGCUCUCCAAACCUCAUGACCUUCCUCAAUCAGCAGGGUUUGGUCAUGGGUUCUCCUCACAGCAGAACCGCACCAGCAGAACCACGAGAACCAGGGUCGCAGGCAUCAAGGCAGGUCACCCAUAGACUGAGCGAUGACACCAACAGCUUUGGAAGGUCUCAGAGUGCCGGUCGUUUGUCUGACAUGCUGCUGAUGGCAGCGUUUGGAGCAGGUGGAGCUGUUGGUGAACGUGGCAGCACAGAGAACCUGAUGCCUGAAAAAGCCAUAGAAAUUACAGUGCCCCCCAGUGUUGGGGUAGGACAUGUGCCUGCAUCCAGCAGCCCUGCACAGGUGGUGUUCACUGUGGGUUCUCCUCCUACCCCACCUCACUCCUCCAGACAGAGGAAGUACUCAGGCUCCUUUGUGUCAGUCAGCCCUGCGGGCUCCUACAACAGUCCGUACGCUCAGGCAGGUGCCUACCUGGAGGGCUUCGAGGCUCCUCCUAGUCCACGUUACAGCUUCACAGCCAACAUGGGGGGCCCUGUGACCUUUGAGGCUCCUGAACUGCCUGAGGAGACGCUGAUGGAGCAGGAGCACACAGACACAGUGCAGAGUCUGCGCUUCACGUUGGACUUUUCCCGCUGUCUGAUGGAGGUGGCUGGUGCCCGUGGGGCUGCAUUAGUGGGGGAGCAGGUGGAAGCUGCUCCUCCCUUCCUCCUGCAACAACAGCAGAGUCUGGUGGCAGAUCAGAUCAGUUCACUGAGCCGAGAGUGGAGUGAUGCAGAACAGCUGGUCCUCUACCUGAAGAUUGCAGAACUCCUGUCCACUGCCUUACACACAGCCAUGGAACGGGUCAAACAGGGCAAACUCUAUCCCUCUACCACAGUCAAACAAGUGCUAAGGAUGCUGAAUGAACUGUACAAGUCCAGUGUGACCUCCUGUCGCUCACUCAACACUCGCCUGGAGCGCUUCUUCUCCAGGAAGCAUCGUCUGAUGGACCAGAUCAGCUCCAUCACUGCAGAGAGGCUGCUCUUCAACCACACUGUGCAAAUGGUUCAGACUGCUGCGCUGGAUGAGAUGUUCCACCAGGGGGAAGCAUCACUCCUGCGUUACCACAAAGCCCUGCUGCUGAUGGAGGGUUUGUCUCUGCUGCUCACUGAGAAGGACGACCUGCUCAGUGUCAGCAAAUGUAAGGAGUGCAUUGAACGACGGCUCACAGCUUUGCAGUCCGGACUCUGUGUUUGAGCGUCCGUGUCUCACAGAGUGGAUACGAUGAGGUGCUCAUUCAUCCCACCAACCACAUUAACGUUGUUUCAACUUAGAGAUUAGCCUGCGUUCUCACAGGAAUCCCACGAAAAACCACAGGUUUUACUGAACCCACAAAGUUUGUGCUUUUCAGGUUUGUGGUCGAGCGGCACUGAUUUUGCUAACACUAAACACGCUAUGGGAUGGUGCUGGUCAUGAAGCAUGACAGCGCUCACGUGUCCAUUCUCCUGUCCACAUGUAAGAGGAGUUGGCUCCUGGCCACUGAGAAUGGUACAUCAUGCUACAGGAGUCAUCAUUAGAGAGCCUUACUCACACAGAACCUGCUGUUUAACCAAGCAGUGCCCGAAUAGAAGCUGAAAAAAAACCCACCCACCCUGCAAUAGACAAAUCUAUGGACAGACGUUAGAAUCGGUAGCUGGAGAGACGAGGAGAAUUUGUCUGCUGUUCAUCUAUACAGUAUAUGAACAUUUGUUAAUGAAGUCCUGGAAAGUUGACGCGUCGUUAUCACCUUUAUAUUGUUGUCUUUUCCCUUUUAUUUGCAUCAAUGGGUCAAUUUUUUCUGAUUCUAACUUUAUUUUAAUUUGUAUCGUAGACGUUGUGUAAGAAAUGGACGAGUUUGAGUUGUUGCAGAGAAAAAAAAUAGAAGUGCUCUUCUGCUUUUGGAAGUAAAACCGCAUUUAUGGAGAUCUACUUAUUUCCCUUUUAGUAUUUAUAGUGACGUUUAAAUGCCAGUGACUAGUUUUAGGUUCUCUUCAGAAAAACAUGAUUUAAUUGUUUCUGUUAUGUGUGCACACUAAAUGAUGAAGACUCAAAACAACAAAUUUUAAAAAAGUCUAGGGAAUGUGAACAGAUUCCAGGCUUAAAAAUUAAUAUUUAAUAUUAAUAUAAAUUUUUAAGAUACCGUAUUUCAAAUACAUAUGUUCACAUCAUACAUAUGUAUUUUUUUUUUUUUAUAUUAACCUUGACGAUGUUGUAAAACCUCCUUUCAGUGGAUAGGUCUCUGUCAACUACUCCACUCCAUCUACAUCAGCAGCUGCUGCUUCAAAUGUCCACUCUGUUUUAAAACACUAAUUCCAACAGGAAUAUAAAGUUAGUGGAAAAAUAAAAUAUACAAAAAUUUGCUUUGAUGACCUCCACACCAUAGCUGUGCGCCUCCCACUUUGGAGACCACUGAAUGUCACAAUGUGGUGGUCUUAUGUCGGUGGGCUAGCUCCAAAUCAAAUACAGUAUCAAGUAGAGUGUUUUUCUCUAACUUGGGUUUGGAGUGCGUUUACAAUCAUCAAUUGCCCACUGCUGCCCUUGGUAAUGGGUUAAAAGCAGAGGCUCAGUUUCAUUGUAUGCCCGUGGUACAAUGACAAUGCAGACCAUAAAAUAAAUUAAAUAAAUUAUCACGAUAAACAAUUAAAUUCAAAACUCCAUGGAAAUUGAAUUUAGUUUGAUUUGUCUCGAUGGGAUAUGAAUUAACCAAACAUAUUUAUUGUAGAAGAUCUGAAACAGUGUUGACAUAUUUAUGAAUCUCCUGAGAUGUAUCCUGAUUUCUUUUAUAAUUUAUUCCCAUUAUGUUGCUUCCAAAACCAGUGAACAUGUCUGGUCAUUUCUGCUGCAGCUCCUCUGACACCCACAUCCACUUUCUUUUGUACCUUCUGUGCUUGUUAUUUGCUUGCUUAAAGAAUGCACAUAUGGAGAAGUGAUACUUUGAGGAAGAAGUGCAGACAGGCACUGUCAAACAACCUUUGCCAAAAUGACUUUUUUUGCUUUUGCAGUAUGUUUUAUCUGAGUUUUACUGUGGUAUUUGUGACGGUGUGGAAGAGAAAUGUCCUUUGUUUGACACUUUACCAAGUUCUUUACUUGCUAGAUUUUAAAGAAGACCAAGUCCAGAUGGAUUUAAGUGGCAGGUAGAAAAUUCGCCCUCCACUCAGCUGAGCUCAUCAUGUUGACAGAAGCUUACGUUGAUUCAUUGUCAUCUGUCUUUUUCUAUGUUUUUUGUCUCAGCAGCGCUGGUUGUGUGUGUGUGCGUGCGUGUGUGUGUGCAGCACACUUUGAAUGUAAACCCGCCAGGAGACAGAGACUCAUCAAAUAUCAUCCGAAUGUUAGAGAACUAUGGUCUCGUCUGAUCCCAUGUCAAUGGUCCAAAUAUUUUUGCACUGUUAAUGUACUGUAUAGAAUGGUUUUCAGAGUGAAACUACAUAAUUUAUAGUAAUACCUAGACAGAUGGGCUGAUUUAGAGAGAUUUAGUGCAGUUUUAGUUGAGUGUACUCAUCACUAUCUGAGGGUACUGUGUGUGUUUGUGUGUGUGUUAGAUGAGCUUGAGUGACAACAAAGAGAUGGUAUAAGCUACAAAACCUUGAAAGGAUUUUCUUUCAGGGAAAAUAAAGGAAGAAAAUGUGCUUUACACUGAAAAAAGAUCUGAUUUGUGUUGGUUAUAUGUUUUAUUUCAGAUCAGUCAGUAGCUGACGAUUGUGUUGGACUUAAAAAAAGUGUUUUGUUGAUUUGGAGUGCAGUUGUUGAUGUAUUCACCUUUAACCUUUGCUAGAUGAUGGGCCAACACAGGAGAGUGAUCUUGUGUGUGCAUGCCUGCGUGCGUGUGGCAGUGUUGCCAGAUGUAUUAACAUGCUACAGGAAAGAGCCGAUGAUGUCCCUCUUUUAAUGAGGUUUGAAUGGUUUAGGACUACAUGUGGUGUUAGACUCUGGGUACGAUCACAGUUCUACAUGAUUGAAACUGAAGCUUAUGAAAAUCCAAUGUUUCUUUCUUUUCAGUUCAAUGUUGUUAUUUUAGAAUUCAAGGUUUUUGAAAUCUGAGAUCCUUCACCCUCCAUUAUCUGUCAGCCCACAAUAAUGGAGGGUGAAGGAGGUGGUUUUGAACCUUUGUGUGUUUUUUGUAUGUGUGCACAUUCCUUUAAUCAUGUUAACCACAGGGCACGUGACAUGUGUAAGAAAUGGACAAACCUCCAAUGAAUUUGUAGUCAACCCCUCCAAAAAAAUGGGUUUGAACUGAGGAAAAUUGGGCAAUUUAUAUGGGGCAUUAUAAAUUCAGUGAUUUGUGUCAUGAAAGGUUCAUAGUGUUGGUCAAUUUUGUCAGUUAUUCUUUAAAGCAGGGGUUCUCAACCACUGGUCUGCGGACCGCUAACAGUCUCAGGGACAUUUGGUAGUGGUCCACAGUGAAAGAAUUGAUCAUUUUCUUCACUUAGACACAACAAAGGUAUAACAAGGGCUGAGGGGCACUGCUACAAAGUUACUCAGAUUGUUAAAUAACCCAGGAAAUUACAUUACGCUUUGUAAUGUUUCAGCCUGCAAUCAGGCAGUUAACGCAUGGUUAUGAUGUGCUCGUCAUUUAGGACCUGACAAAAAUUUAAAUGUGUUUCAGGUUUGGUUCCGUGACCUUUCCUGGGCUUUCUGUUUGAAUGUAAACACAUUAAUCCAGGAGAAUAUAUAAAACAUACAACUCUGGCAUUAUGCUAACAGAAGAACUGCAGUUAGCAACUAAACAUGCUUAAAAAUGACUGAGAUAUUGCCUUAUAUUUUAUCCUAGUUUCUUCACCCAGUAUUUCAUCAUCCAACCACAGUUUUUACCCAGGAGGCUUUGUCCAUUUCUUACAUACAGUCUACGAUCUCUACACAUGCUGUUCUGUCCAGUUUGGUGACAAUGAAACAGGUAGCAGAACUUUUUUGACACUUUCUGACACGUGCUAUCAUUUCUCUACAAUCAGCGCUGCGUCGGUCACCGUCGUCCUCACGUUCAUUAUCCGAUUCAGAAGCGAGACGACAGUCUGUGCAGCAAAUGACAAAUUCAAAGGUUGUUUCAGGGAGAUAAGCAGCUCUCUGUUCUGCUCAAGUGUCCCUCGGGUUGUUUGUCAAAACUAUCACGUAAAGGUCAACAGAAGUGGAACCGGAACGGAGAUCUGAGUUGGCUUUGGCUGUGUGCAAUCCUGCAGUUCACUUGUCGCUGAGAAUGUACCUAAUGUUCACUUUUCUGUUUUAGUUUGAGUAAAUAUUGUAAAUUAACUUAUUGUCCUGAUUGUACAUAUGCGACGCAGCGGGUGUUGAAAGAGACUGGUGGAAUCAUAGCACCUGCACAUUUCCAAAGAGAGCGCCCUCUGCUGAUCUUCACUGUCCUUUCCUGUCACUCAUGCAGUUUCAUGCUGUUUUCACAACAGACACAGACUAUGUUAGUGUCGCUAUGUGAUGUAACCUUUACUGUCUGCAAAUUACAACAUGAAUAAAGUGGAGGACAGGUGGCUUGUCUUUGAAA